CUGAUCUCGUACUAGUUGAAACAGACAAAGAAACAUAAAAUGUCUGAGUAUAAAAGUUUACGUAACAUUUCCAAUCUUGCGAGAACACAUGUACCAUACUUGAAGAACUACAAAGCAUUUAUCGGUGGGAAAUGGCAAUCUGCUUCGAGCGAAGUAACUUUUCCUGUGUUUAAUCCUGCAAACGGUGAAAAAUUAGCAGACGUCUCGGAUCUUCAUCACGACGACGUUGCAAAAGCUAUUUUUACCGCUGCCCAAGCAUUUCAAAGCUGGAAAGCAACGUCUGUGAAGGAAAGAAGCACAUUCUUACAAAAAUGGCACAAAGCUCUUCUAGAGAGGGUGGAUGAUAUUGCCAAAGUAAUGACAUUAGAACAGGGUAAACCUCUUACUGAGGCAUAUCAAGAGGUAUAUUAUGGAGCGUCUUUUAUUGAAUGGUUUGCCGAAGAAGCAAAAAGAAUAAAUGGGGAAUUGAUUCCUUCAGCUCAGACUAGCACAAAAAUCAUACUGAUGAAGCAACCAGUUGGUGUUGCAGCUCUUUGGACUCCGUGGAAUUUUCCUCUUGCAUUGAUAACAAAGAAAGCCUCUGCUGCUCUGGCCGCUGGAUGUACAGUAUUAUGUAAACCUUCUGAAGAUACUCCACUCACCGCCCUGGCCCUUGCUCAGCUUGCUGAAGAAGUUGGCAUUCCACCUGGAGUGUUCAAUGUGUUACCAUGCUCACGUGACAAUGUUUCCAUGGUGACUGAUGCUGUCAUGGAGAGCAGUCUUGUCACAAAAUUUUCCUUCACUGGUUCCACAGCUGUUGGAAAGUUAUUACUAAGUCAAUGUGCAAACACGGUGAAGAGAGUUUCAAUGGAACUUGGAGGAAACGCACCUUUCAUUGUAUUCAACAGCGCGGACCUUGAUUUAGCUGCGCAGGGCCUUCUUACCGCGAAGUUUAGAAACACAGGACAGGUCUGUAUUGCACCAAAUCGAAUCUUUGUCCAGGAACAAGUUUAUGAAGAAUUCACACAAAAGCUUGUUGAAGGAAUGAAAACGUUAGUUGUUGGUGAUGGUUUGAACAAGAACUCCACUCAAGGACCGCUGAUUAAUGAGAAAGCCGUUCUCAAAGUUGAAACUCACAUACAGCAAUCUGUAAAACAAGGAGCAAAGGUUGCUUUAGGUGGAUCCCGGAUGACUGAUCUGGGUGAAUCAUUUUUCCAGCCAACUGUUUUGACAGACGUAACAAACGACAUGGUUGUUAGCGUUGAAGAAAACUUCGGUCCAGUUGUUCCCCUGCUGAGAUUUAAUAACGAAGCUGAAGCCAUUGCUAUGGCGAACAACACGUACUAUGGUCUUGCAGGCUACUUUUAUUCGCAAGAUUUCAAACAAAUAUGGCGGGUAGCAGAAGCUUUAGAAGUAGGUAUGGUUGGUGUUAAUUCACCAUCUGUUUCCAGUGAGUAUGCACCGUUUGGUGGUGUGAAGCAUUCUGGGAUUGGAAAAGAGGGAUCGAAAUACGGAAUGGACGAGUUUGUGGAAAUAAAAGCUGUUCAUAUUGGUGGAAUGUAGAACUUACACCGUUUUCUUUUAUAACUGAUCUUUAAUGGAAAAGUAGUUUUUAGUUGUGUAAUAUCAUACAAAAUGCAUGUGUGUGUGCAAUGGAUUUCUCCGUGCUUGAGUUGCUUUGCACAAUUUAAUGCAAGAGAAUAAUUGGAGAAUGUUUGUGUUUAUAAUUUAUUGAAAAUGAUAAUAUUGUGUUUGUAAAAGAAAACACACUUAAGUAAUUGUGAUUGCAACAGUUUAGUCGUCGUGUUAUAUUGAAAUUAUACUGAUCCACAAAUGUCGUAGAAA
Xenia sp. Carnegie-2017 is the source of this 1824-nucleotide messenger RNA. RefSeq names its product succinate-semialdehyde dehydrogenase, mitochondrial-like. Lineage: Eukaryota; Metazoa; Cnidaria; Anthozoa; Malacalcyonacea; Xeniidae. Gene Ontology annotation, molecular function: succinate-semialdehyde dehydrogenase (NAD+) activity. The transcript is spliced from 10 exons. The record is from RefSeq and is a predicted model, not a curated record. The coding region runs from base 40 to 1542 and encodes 500 amino acids.